Frieseomelitta varia is the source of this 1843-nucleotide messenger RNA. RefSeq names its product probable glutamate--tRNA ligase, mitochondrial (gene GluRS-m). Gene Ontology annotation, biological process: glutamyl-tRNA aminoacylation. Gene Ontology annotation, molecular function: tRNA binding; glutamate-tRNA ligase activity; zinc ion binding. NCBI's taxonomy places the organism in Eukaryota, Metazoa, Arthropoda, Insecta, Hymenoptera, Apidae. The transcript has 9 exons. The coding region runs from base 285 to 1826 and encodes 513 amino acids. The record is from RefSeq and is a predicted model, not a curated record.
AUAAGAAUGCCUAUGUACAUAUGAACACAUUCCAAACGUGUGUAAAACUAAGUGAAUGGAUAAUGCAAUGAAUUAUAAGAUAUUAAUAACUUGUUCCAUUAUAAAAAUCCGUUCUAAAAAUUGGUGAUAAAAAGUGAAUUUAAAAACAAAACUUGUGAUUACUUGUGAUAUACGUUUAUAUAAUCGUAAUUUAUAUUUCUGUAGCAUGAUAUAAAAUAGUAUAACUUGCACAAUAAUAUUCAAUGAAAUUUAAAUUAAAAUAUUAAUACAAUCAAGUUUGAAAUAUGAUGAAGUAUAAUAUAUUCCGUAUUACAAAUGUUCAAUUUAUGCAGAAACGAUAUUUCAAAAAAGUACAAGCAAGAGUGAGAUUUGCACCUAGUCCAACUGGUUUGCUGCAUCUGGGAAGUUUAAGAACUGCGUUAUACAAUUAUUUAUUUGCUCGUGCUAAUAAUGGUGCUUUUAUUUUACGAAUUGAAGAUACUGACCAAUCUAGAUGUAUACCUGAUGCAAUAGAAAAAAUUCAAAGCGAUCUGUUAUGGUGUGGAAUCAUACCUGACGAAGAUCCAAUAAGAGGUGGACCUGCUGGGCCUUACAUACAAUCAAAACGACUUGAAAUAUACAAGGAACAAGUGCUUAAACUUAUAGAUAAUCAAUCUGCAUAUUACUGUUUCUGUUCAGACCACAGAUUGGAUUUAUUGCGAAGAGAAGCAGUAAAAUCUAGACAAGUGCCUAAAUAUGAUAAUAAAUGUAGACAUUUAAGCAGUGAUGAAGUAAAAGCAAAGCUUAAUAAGGGAGAUCCUUUUUGUAUUAGAUUUAAAUUAUCUGUUGGAAUAGAAAGUUUCAAUGAUUUAAUAUAUGGCAAAAUGAAACAUGAUAUCGCACAAAGGGAAGGAGAUCCAAUUAUUAUCAAAACAGAUGGUUUCCCAACUUAUCAUUUUGCAAAUGUUGUUGAUGAUCAUCUUAUGGAAAUAUCUCACGUAUUAAGAGGAAUUGAGUGGCAAGUAUCUACACCUAAACACAUAAUGAUGUAUAAAGCAUUUAAUUGGACUCCACCUUUAUAUGGACAUUUACCUUUAAUAUUAAAUUCUGACGGAUCUAAAUUAUCAAAAAGACAAAACGACAUAAACAUAGAGUCUUUUAGAAAAGAUGGAGUUUUUCCAUUAGCAGUUUUAAACUAUGUUAUUCAUGCCGGAGGCGGUUUUGAUAAUAAAGGCGGUGCUCAUUAUAUUCAUAGUUAUGAAGAAUUAAUCAAACAAUUUGAUAUCUCUAAAAUAAAAGUAAGUUCUAAUAAACUUUCACCUCCAAAAUUAUUAGAAUUUAAUAGGAUAGAAAUAGCAAAAUUAUUAGCGAAUGAAAAAAAUAAUAAAUUUUUAGUUGAAAGAAUAAUAAAACUAGUCACAGAAGCAUUCCCAAAUAGGGAAACCAAUGGAAGUUUACAUUUAGACGAGAACCAUAUUAUCUCUGUGUUAAAAUGGGCACAGAACAGAAUAUCAAAAUUAAGUGAUCUAGUAUCUUCAAAAUUACAUUUUUUAUGGAUUAUGCCAACUACAGCACUAAAUGAUACUCAUUUAGAAUAUUUAGAUACGCUUAAGAUAAUCAGUACAAAAUUGGAUGAAACUGAAAUUCAAAAUUUUAACAAAGUAUGGAUAAAUAAUUACCUAAAAGAAUUUGCUAAGGAACAUGGAAUUUCAUAUUCGACAUUGAUGAAAGUCUUACGUUUUGUACUUAGUGAUUUGAAGGACGGUCCACCAGUUGCAGAAAUGAUAGAAAUCUUGGGAAAAGAUUCUACAUUAUUAAGAAUAAAACGCUGUAUUUCUUACAAAUAAAAAUAUGGCUAUACAUA